AUUGUAAAACGAGCGAAUUUGGAUGUGGUGUUAUAUACGCAGGAAACGAUGGUAUCUUGUAGCAUUUAGCUAAAUACAUCAAUGCAAGAAAAGGACAGAAUACGCCACGUGAGAAAUUUGGUGUUACUUCUAAUAUAAUAUGUACGUUUCCUUCAGUUGUUGAGAAGUAGAUUGCUUUGAAGAUAAAAACGCUGUGGAUGAAUUGAGCACGCGCGGAAAGAGGAGCAUGCGUGUUCGUACUGGGUUACACGAGUUUAUUUUUCCUUGCUUGUUUUUUUUAUGUUGCUAGCUAGCUAAGUGCUAAUGUAGUAGGUAAGAAUAGCCUACAAGGGUUGAGUAUCUUGUUUGUAGAAUAAUUUACAUUUACUACAUGCGUUAACAGCAUUACCAAGACAUAAUAUAUUGAUAAUCUAUACAGUAGCCAAUGUUAUCAACAAAUUAAUGUAUUCAACGCAGCAAGCUAACGUAGCCCACGUCGUUAUAGCUGUAAGUUAGCCUACUAGCAAACAUUAAUUAGAUGGCAGUCUUUAUUGAGAUUUUCUAGAGUCUUUCAUGCCGGCUUCCAUAUCUUUAUAGACAUCAAAACGGGAAUACACAGCGCUAGCAGUGAACCGUGAAGCGACCCAGCUAACGUUAGCUACCUAGGCUAAGUGGCUAAUAUCCAGCGAGUUGGCUAACCUUAGCAGCCAAGUGUUCACCCCACGCAACAAAUCUGCGUAAUAGAAUUUUCAUGUGUUUAUAAAAUUCUCUAAAAUUCAAACAUGAGAACGAUGCGUCUUCUUUAUGAGCUCCCUAUUUAAUAUUAAAAUGGCAGCAAGCGGCUAUAAAGAUCUAAGGGAGAAAUUGAAGUCCAUGACUCCACACAGGGACAACUACAAAAACAAAAAUUCAGACCGGAGCAAUGGACGCAAACGUAAAUACAACGACUCGGAGGAAGACUUCAGUGACCCUGAAGAACAGCGGGAGGUGGAGGCUCGGAAAGUCAAGAGUGGCAUCACACAAGUGAGCAUUUUCAGCCCAGAGGAAUGCUCUGUUAUUGAGUCGAAAAUUGAUGAGGUUGUCUCAAAUGGAGAGAAUGGUCUAUACAGAGAGCACACUGUGGACAGGGCACCCCUUCGGAAUAAGUAUUUCUUUGGGGAGGGUUACACUUACGGUUCUCAGUUAGAAAAGCGGGGGCCAGGACAGGAGCGAUUGUACUCAAAAGGGGAGGUAGACGAAAUACCAAAUUGGGUACACGAGUUGGUUAUCAAGAAACUGGUUGCUAGUGGAGUGGUACCUGAAGACUUUGUCAACAGCGCUGUCAUCAAUGACUACCAGCCUGGAGGAUGCAUUGUCUCUCAUGUGGAUCCCAUUCACAUUUUCGAGAGACCCAUCGUAUCGGUUUCGUUCUUCAGUGAUUCGGCGCUGUGCUUCGGCUGCAAGUUUCAGUUCAAGCCCAUCAGAGUGUCGGAGCCGGUAUUGUUCCUACCUGUUCGACGCGGGAGUGUCACUGUUCUCAAUGGUUAUGCCGCGGAUGAAAUUACCCACUGUAUUCGACCACAGGAUAUCAAGCAAAGAAGAGCUGUUAUCAUACUAAGAAAAACAAGACCUGAUGCACCACGACUGGAUAUGAAUUUGCCUAGUAACGCCAUCCUUCCCGAUUCCCCUCCUGAAAGACAACAGAUACUGAAGGCAAAGCGAUCUCAUCGAAAGGCAGACCCCGAUGCAGCGCAUAGGCCACGUAUUCUGGAAAUGGACAAAGAGGAAAACCGCCGCUCUGUUCCGAGAUAUCGUCGUAGGAGUGACUCUAGCUCUGAGAACUUCUGGAGGAGGUCCCACGAGGCCACGAGGAGCUACAACGAUCCCGACGAUAGUCCAAACUCUGCUAGGAAAGUGAAAAUGAGACGCCAUUGAGGGACGUUGUCCGUUCCGGGUACCAAAGGCCCACUUGGAGAUGUGUUAAUAAAACCCUUCAUUUGCAUGCAGGCUUAGAAGUAGUUGGGUCAUGUGUCAACUGUUAAGCGGGCCACCGAGUUGAUUUUGUUGGUCAUGGUUUUGGUGAAAAUAUUUGAAGGUGGGGAAGGGGGGGGGGAGGUGGAGAGUCAAUGACAAUAUGAGGAAUGUGAUUAAAGCAGCAUUUAUUUAGCUAUGUUAAGGUGGUCAAUAUAUGACUUUGAAAUUCAGUAAUUGUGAAUCCAAACGUGGGAGAUAGAUGUGACCCCUCACUUAUGUGACCUUGUUGUGCAAUCUUUAAUGCACACAUUUGUGAAUUCCAAACAUAGGUGAUGUCCAUCGUCUUGUGCCAGGAGCCAUUCUUCUCUUUAAGAUAUCAUGGGAGCUCUGCAUGUUGUUUUGUUUUGUCUGAUUAAAAGUCACACAGUUCAUUUAAUAUGAAGAGGUAGUAUUUCGAAUUGGAGUAAUCGGUCAUCUUAGAAUAGGAUUAUAUUUUUCAGUAAAUGCCUUUUGCUUUAGUUUCAUGGUUUAGUUUAAACAGACUUUGCAUAUUAGCAAUAUUGAGUAAUACGUUUCUGAAAGAAAGAUAAUCAGCUACAUUUUCAUGUGCAGGAGAAUGAAGCUAAUGUUUUGGGUUUAUUUAAAGCUGGUAGAACACUAAAUCAACGACUGGAGACUCAAGACUGCCUGUUUCUCAGCAUGAAUUUGCUUCUUUUUUUAUUGUUCAUGGCUGACAUUGUGUAUAACCACACAAUCCAAAUCUCGCCAAGCUUGUAAAAUGAGAAAUCAUUGUUUUUUUAAAAUUAAGUCUGCUCUUUCAUUUUUUCAAUUGAUUGAGAAAUAACUAAUAAUUAACACUAGACUUGGUGAUUUUAUUUGGUGGUUUUUGACAAUUGGGUACAUUUUUACAAAAAAUUUUUUUUGGCCCCAUUAGAACAGUGUUGUGCUGUAUACCUUUCUAUCCCAGUGCUGAAGUGAGACCGGUGCUUCCAGCCACAUACACAUGUCACAUGUAUAUACAGCAACUUUGCAUGUCGGUUUGAUCAGUGUUUUCUAAUGAUAUCGGGCUUACUUUGUAGGCCAGUUCCAUAAAAUCCCAUUCAUUUCCAGUUUUACAAUUACAGUAUGGGUCCCCACAGAUGUCAUGUCUGGAGUCAUUGCUUUGGUGUUCUAGUGGCUUUAAAGAGCAGUUAAAUUGAUGGAUUUUCCUUGUAAAUAGGAGUUUUGUUGAUGUGUUUAUAGUUAUUCUGGAUAUUUAAAAUGGCUUCAAAUAAGACAUGAAGUAAUAACAUCAAUGUAUGCGUGUGCUGAGUUUCUGGAAAGAACACCUGCAUAAAACCUUGACAAAUGGAUGUUUCUCCAUAUCAAAUAUGCAAAUGCAAAGGUGCCUGGAAGUUUAUUAUUUUUAUUAUUAUUUUUAUUUUUGCUUUGCUUGUUUGAGGAGUUAUAUUGAGUUGGUGAGUUUCUUGUGUCUGUAAUUGUCCCAACACACUAUCUUUUUGUUUGUUUUAUUUUUUUAUUUUUUUUCCUUUGUUUGUUUUUGAAUUCAGAACUCGCUAUAUUACCCUAUAGAUUGUGCUACCUGCUGAAGGGUAAUGGUCUGGAUGAUUAUAACCAGUCUUCUUUCCAGGCCCUGCCAUGUUAUGACUUGUGCAUUGGCUGCUCAAACGAGUUUAUAGUAAUGCCGUUAUGAUCCGUUUGUCUCCUUUAUUUCAUUUUGACGGCUGUGUGUAAAGGAGAUGACGAGAAGCUUGCGCUGCUUGUACAGAAUUUGGUUUUUGAUUGGUUUUUUGUUUUUUGGUUUUUUUUCCUCAGAGAAGAUCUGAAAAGGGACACAUUUGGUGAUAAAUUUGCACUGUUGUUCAUAGUGUACUUCAUCUGCUAUAGAGAUGGAGGGCUUUAUUUGGCAUUAAUCUGAAUGAGGCCGUCUAAACAAGGACUGAAUUGAAACCCCUCUUACCCUGCUCUCAUAUUUCCGUGAGUUAAGUUUUUCUUUUUUUUUGUUUGCUGCAGUUAAAGAUCUGGAGUCUGGCCCCAUCAAUAAUUUGACUACAAAAAAACAAGAGUCAAAGUAUGUGCUUUUUUAUAUUGUAGAUGGGAAUUCUGAGCUGUUCAAAGGAAUAACAUGCUUGCUUGUAACAAAGAUGUACAGGUCUAAAAGUUGAAUUAAAGAAGGAAUUGUAUAAAGUGGAAAAAAAAUGUAUGUACAAAAUCUUUUAAUUCUGUUAUUGUUGUGUAAAGGCUUAUUUGUAUUCGAUUUUUAUUUUCUUGGCACUGCCUAGAGAAAUUACACAGGAUUGCUUUUCUUGGAUUGUUCUGACAUUUUACUCAACUGUUUAAAAGUGCACAGAUGACCAGCUGCUCUCAUGCAGUGGUAAAGCAGGAGGCAGACUACCUUGUUAGUUUUUUUUAAAUUCGAUGUGUUUUUAUUAGAUUUAAUUUCAGGAUAAUUUUCAGCCCAAAUUAAAAAAAAAGAAUUUACCUUUCGCUCCAUCAGUACCACUCAAAGGAACAGAUUUAAUGCUUUUCUAUUAAAGCAUAGAUUUUAAAUGAUUGAAUAUUUUGUAACCAUUUAUUUAUAGCUUUAGUUAUGGUGUCAUUUUGAAGAACAGCAGUAUUUAUGUCAUGGAAAUACAGUAUAAUGUAUUAAGAUUAGGUUGGCUGUCCUCUUGUUAGUGAAAUCAGUUUGCCUGCAGCUGAUUUUUUCCAAAAGGGUUUUUGGUGUCUGGAGUAAAAAAAAUAUUUCUCACUACAUCUCCUCUUAAGUGUUCUGCCAGAUAAUCCACUUAUGUAUUGACAGUUAAAACUUUACUGGCACAUGGUUGGAGCAAUCCAUGAGAGAAUGAAUUUUCUUUGAGUAUCUCAACAGUCUGGUUGCUGACUUUCAUAUUUAAUUUCACAUGUAUACUGUAAUAUAUUGCAUUUGAUUAAAUAAAAGGAAAAAGAAAACCCUUUCAAAACAAA
Molecule: messenger RNA, 4896 nt
Organism: Anguilla rostrata (American eel)
Lineage: Eukaryota; Metazoa; Chordata; Actinopteri; Anguilliformes; Anguillidae
Gene: alkbh5
Product: alkB homolog 5, RNA demethylase
Exons: 4
Coding region: 784-1893 (369 amino acids)
Biological process (GO): mRNA processing; mRNA export from nucleus
Cellular component (GO): nucleus
Molecular function (GO): oxidative RNA demethylase activity
Source: RefSeq, a predicted model, not a curated record